Eufriesea mexicana is the source of this 690-nucleotide messenger RNA. It is a transcript of the gene zfh2, whose product is annotated as Zn finger homeodomain 2. Lineage: Eukaryota; Metazoa; Arthropoda; Insecta; Hymenoptera; Apidae. The coding region runs from base 1 to 690 and encodes 229 amino acids. The record is from RefSeq and is a predicted model, not a curated record. The transcript has a single exon.
AUGUCGUUGCACGUGGAAGGGGGCACGCAGGUCCAGGUGCCGCGCUCUCUGAUGCAGGCAUUUCUGCAGCAGGACCCGAAUCAUCCAGGCCUGGAGACGGUGCGACUGCCAACGCCUCCUUGCGGGUCCGAUGAGAACGGGCCGCCGCAGCACUGUCGCGAGGUGGAGACGGAACUGUGCCUGGUGUGUCGCCGUUGCGGCCGGGCCUAUCCGCAGGAAUCGACGCUGCUGGCACACCAACGCUCCUGCUAUCUCGGCAAUCAGCAGCGCCGCGGCGCGCUGCGCCUCGUGCAAUCCCGUUACGCCUGUUCCCUGUGCGACGGAAACACCCCGACUCGGACCUACAUGACCAUCACCGAAUGGCGGCGCCACGCCGACACGUUGCAGCACAGAGCUCGCUACGAGGCCCAUCAGGAGCGCCAGCAGCACCAACAGCACCAACAGCAGCAGCAAUUCGGCGCCAUGAGCGCAGACACUGGCGGACAGUGCGGCGAGGAGGUGCAUCCGCUGACGGACGAGAUGGAGGACGUGGUGAACCAGAUCACCCUGUUGGCCGCUCGCGCGGCCGCCGAGAGCACCACCGGCCAACCCCAAGCGAACGAGAGGGCGAACCAGGACAACAACAACGCUCCCGACGUGAAGAGGCAGAAGCUGGUCCAAGAGGUUGCCGCUUUGGCCGGUGCACGUUAG